This is a messenger RNA of Polistes dominula (European paper wasp), 3844 nucleotides long. Its product is annotated as putative ATP-dependent RNA helicase DHX34. Gene Ontology annotation, cellular component: intracellular anatomical structure. Gene Ontology annotation, molecular function: helicase activity; RNA binding; ATP binding. The record is from RefSeq and is a predicted model, not a curated record. NCBI's taxonomy places the organism in Eukaryota, Metazoa, Arthropoda, Insecta, Hymenoptera, Vespidae.
UUUAAAGUGAUUUUAAUAUCAUUUUUAUUUACUUGUUUUUAUAAUUAAUCUUGAAAUUCGUUUGUCAUUAAUAUUUAUUCGAUUUUAUCAUUAUUUCUGUAAUCUGUAUAUACUGUUGUAAAAAUUUAUGUGAAUCAAGAUAUAUAUGUGAAAAAAGAGAACUAUGAAAGUAUCACAGUUUAUAAGCCAUUUCAAUAAUUAUUUCAAUGUAAAAUCUAUUUAUUAAAAAAAUCAUGUCGUCUAGUCAUCGCUCUAAUCGUGUUAAAAAUGAUUCAGACUAUAAUAUAAAGAAAAGAAAAUAUCACGAAAGAGAUGACAAUAAUGUUGAAAGUAAUAAACACAAGCACAGCUCGUUUGGUCAUUUGACCUCGCAAGAAUAUAAAAGUGAUGAUGAAUAUAAACAAAUGGAUUUAACUAAUGAACAAUAUAAAUAUAAAUCCCAACACGAUAAUAAAAAUUUCUCUUUUAGUAAAUACACGAACGAAUUGAAUAAAGUAUUUACAGCAAAUGUUAACUUGAUUUCUGAUACAAAUGACUUUUGGAAAUUUGUUCAUAAAUAUGAAACGAUAGAAAAAAGAAUGAGCAAUGCGAAUGAUGCAGGACCGGUCUAUGAUUUGAAUGCACUUGGGGUACCAAAAGUAUAUCACAAAGCACACUGUAUAAAUUUUAAAUUAAAUUUAACUUUUGGAGAAUUGUUCGCUAGAGUUCCUGAAACCAAAGCAUUGACUAAAGAACAAUUAUUAAAAUUUAAAUAUAUCAUUAAUUUAUAUUUGGAUUUUAAACAAAAAGAAAAAUUUACUAAAUUAAAAAAACUUCGAGAAACGCAGGCCAAUCUACCAGUUACUCAGUAUAAGAAUGAAAUCAUUGAAACAAUUAAAAAAGAAAGAGUUGUUAUUAUCGCUGGUGAUACUGGUUGCGGAAAGUCGACUCAAGUUCCACAAUAUUUAUAUUCUGCUGGUUUCAACAAAAUUGUUUGUACACAACCUAGAAGAAUAGCAUGCAUAUCUUUGGCAAAGCGUGUUGCUUUUGAAACGUUGACUGAAAAUCAUAACGAAGUUGGUUAUCAGAUUCGCUUUGAAAAACAAAAAACACAAGAAACUAAAAUAACUUUUAUUACAGAGGGUUUACUUCUAAGACAGGUAUCUGGUGAAUCUGGAUUAUUACCAUAUGACAUUGUUGUAUUGGAUGAAGUACAUGAACGCAAUUUACAUGGUGACUUCCUAUUAGGUGUCAUGAAAUGUAUUAUACAUCAAGAAUCUAAUAUAAAGUUAAUACUGAUGUCUGCUACCAUCAACAUACAAUUGUUUAGCGAUUAUUUUUCCAAGGAGAAUGCUAAAGUGAUACAGGUUCCUGGAAGAUUAUAUCCCAUUCAAUUAUUAUACAGACCUAUUACAAUAGAAGAUAUGAAAUAUAAGAACAAUAGAUUUAAUCCCAGUCCCUAUGUACAAAUAAUGCAAAUGAUUGAUCAUAAAUAUCCAGCUGAUGAAAAAGGUGAUUUAUUGAUAUUUUUAAGUGGAAUGAAAGAAAUUACUGCAGUCGUAGAUGCUGCCAAGGAAUAUAGCGCGAAAAAAAAUAAUUGGAUUGUUUUACCAUUACAUAGCUCGCUCUCUCUUGCUGAUCAAGAUAAAGUAUUUGAUUAUGCUCCAGAUGGAGUGAGAAAAUGUAUUGUAUCUACAAAUAUUGCUGAAACCUCUAUUACCAUAGAUGGAAUUAGAUUUGUAAUUGACAGCGGCAAAGUCAAAGAGAUGAGUUAUGAUCCUUUGUGUAAAAUGGAACGUCUCAAGGAAUUCUGGAUCAGUAAGGCUAGUGCAGAACAGAGAAAAGGUCGUAGUGGUAGAACUGGACCUGGUGUAUGUUACAGACUUUAUUCCGAAGAAGAAUACACGGCUCUUGAAGAAUACACAACACCUGAAAUACAACGUGUUCCUUUAGAUUCUUUACUGUUACAAAUGAUUGCUAUGGGAUUACCAGAUGCAAGAAAAUUUCCGUUCAUAGAACCUCCGCCAUCGGAAAGCAUAGAAAAUUCAAUAUUAUCGUUAAAAGAUCACAGAGCAUUAACGAAUGAUGAAAAAUUAACGUCUAUUGGUCAAACAUUAUCACGUCUCCCAGUUGAUAUUAGAAUAGGAAAGAUGUUAAUAAUGGGUUCUAUUUUUCAUCAAGUAGAACCAAUAUUAUCGCUUGCCGCUGCUUUAAGCAUACAAACUCCUUUUACCAAUAGAGCCUAUAAAGAUAUAGAAUGUGAGACAUCUAGGAAAAAGUUAGAAUCUGACCAUGGUGAUCCUAUAACGUUAUUAAAUGCAUUUAGAGAAUGGUUGGAAGUUAAGCAACAAAGUACACACGAAUCUAGAGGAAAUGGAAGUAACAGCAGGAAAUGGUGUAAAAGAAGAGGCUUAGAGGAACAAAGAUUUUAUGAAAUGAUCAAAUUACGAACGCAAUUUAAAGAAUUACUUCAAGAUUGCGGUCUAUUAAAAAGUUUAGCUGAACCAAAUUCUUCUAUGAGCAGUGCCGAACGAGCAAUACGACAUGGUGAAUUAAAACUUUUAAAAUCACUUAAACAAACCUAUAAACAAAGUGCGCCUAGGAAACGUAAACAAUUAAAAGUAGACACAUUUGAUAUACAACUAGAAGACAAUGAUAAUAACGAUGAUGAAAUAGACAUAAAAGAUGUUGAGUUUCGAAUGAAAAAUGAUGCAAAUCAAGUUCAAAAUCUUUUAACUGCGUCUACUGCGUGUAGUUAUAAAGAUUUAAUGAUGUUAAAAUUAAUACUUUGUAGUGGUUUGUAUCCACAAUUCGCAUGUGCUGAUGAAUUUAAUUAUUGCAAGUCUACAAGCGAGCAACUGUUUCAUACAAAAACUAAACCAUAUGUUGCAUUGCAUCCAAUGAGUUUCUUUGGUAAUUAUCCACAAGUACUGCAACUUGAAGAACAUGAUAUAAUAUCUAUACCGAAUUUUAAAAGUAAAACUCCUGUUAGUCCUAAGCAUCAAUUAUUAACAUAUUUAUCUCUACUAGAAACUACAAAGCCUUAUUUGGUAAAUACACUUAGAAUGCCUGCUGCACAAACAUUAUUAUUAUUCGCACAAGAAAUUGAUACUAAUGCUACUUUUUCAAUAAUAGUGUGCGAUACAUGGCUGCUAUUAGAAUUUCCUGUACCUGAUACUGGACAAACAUUAUUGAUGAAAUCUACUGGGCUACGUCACAAGUGGGAAUUUCUUUUAAAUGAAAGAUUGAAAGAAUCAGGGACUCCAAACAAUAUGUCUAACAUUAGUGAUAUAGAAUAUGAACUUACUCAAGAAUUAAUUGACUAUAUGCAUACAACAGUUCCGUACGUAAUAAAGCGUCUUUUACCUGCUGAUUUAAAAAUAAUAUACGUUGGGAAUGGCGAAAAUGCUGUACAUAUUGAUCCUAACCCUUUUAAAGUUGAUUUCAAGCCCGUAUUUAAUUCAAUAAAAGGAGGAGUGUACUUAACUGAUAAUAUUACAUAUAAUUGUAUAAAGGAAACUGAUUGGAGUGACAAAAUAGCUGUUGAUAUGUGUGAAACUACCUGGACUUGUCAACGAUGCAAUCUGGAAGCUAUCUUCACUAGUAUUGAAAAACUUCAACAUCAAAGUACUUGUAUGCAAUCAUCGAUGAAAGAAACUACUAAUAAAAUAGAACACGUAAAGGUAAAGCCCAACAGUCAGACUUACAAUUGUCCUGAAUGUUCAAAAGCUUUACAUCUUACGCCUAUCGAAAUAUUGAAGCAUAAGAGACAACAUAUGAAAGCAAAUAUACCAUAAACAACAUAUUAUAUUGUUAAUAAAUUUAUUUUUAAUUUCUUUUCUAAAGAAAAAAAAACAAAAAAUAU